This is a messenger RNA of Planococcus citri (citrus mealybug), 1058 nucleotides long. RefSeq lists its product as uncharacterized. Bases 235 to 942 code for a protein of 235 amino acids. The transcript has 2 exons. NCBI's taxonomy places the organism in Eukaryota, Metazoa, Arthropoda, Insecta, Hemiptera, Pseudococcidae. The record is from RefSeq and is a predicted model, not a curated record.
UUUCCGCCCUUCCCGAAGUUUUCACUUCACUGUCGGCUACAGUAGUUAAGUUAGUACAGCCAUUCGCCAUUGUACGUGGGUAACCGAUUUUUAGUACAGUAGAAUAGUACACAAGCUGGUGAAUUACAUUUCGACACAAUUAACACUCGAUUCGUUGAAAAAUAUGUGUGAAGUAACACGAACGUGUAUACGGUAAUAUAUUGUUAUAGUAAAAAGAAAAACAAUGCAGUGAACAUGUGUUCGCGUGGUGAUAUCGAAGAUACUUCGGAAACCGAAACCAAUACAGCCGAUUUACGCAACAAUGAGUUCGUCAAGUUGCUAGAAGAGAACAAGAUAUUGUUCGAUAAAUCGCAAAGUCCCUAUAUUCAGAAAAAGAAGAAAGAAUGCAUCGAAAGAAUACAACGCAGCUAUUUGGAAAAGACUAAUAAAGCCAUAUCAACGCAACAGAUACGUAAACGAUUAUGUAACAUGAAAUCAGAAGUACGAAAAUACCUCAGAAAUGAUUGUUACAGUAAACCGGUCAGAUUAAAGGAUUGGCACAGGAGUGUGAUGGCUUUGAUGAACGAACACGGUGAUUUCGUCGACGAAGCUACAGCUGAAAUACCUACGAGUUCGGCGGUGCCCACUCAAAGCUUAGGAAUGGAAUAUGGUAGCGAUAGCGGCGACUCCUACGAAACCGGCUUCCCUCUGACGGACCCUUUAGCACCUCAAAUAAGCAUAUCGGAGCUGAAAUUCUCCAAUCUGACGAACCACAUAUCACCCUACGAACGUCUAACCAACGAAACCGACCAGACUAAAAAUCUUUCAAAUAAUGAUCUCGAACGAGCCGUUUUACUCGCCAAAUACGAACUGACUACGCUCCAAAUACAAGUAUUCAAGGAGCAAAUCGAGCUGAUUAAUUUGCAGAAGAAAAACGUCGAGAAGAACAUUCCAAUUGAUUAAUCGUAAUAAUUCUCAUACGUCGAAAUCGCAUUUUUCUUUCGUACUUUCUCGCAUAAUUCUCGUACCAAAUUUUCAUUGUGAUUUUAUUUAUGAAUUAUAUAACGUAUUUAAAUUAU